This is a messenger RNA of Epinephelus fuscoguttatus (brown-marbled grouper), 2263 nucleotides long. RefSeq names its product CDP-diacylglycerol--glycerol-3-phosphate 3-phosphatidyltransferase, mitochondrial. Gene Ontology annotation, biological process: cardiolipin biosynthetic process. The record is from RefSeq and is a predicted model, not a curated record. Gene Ontology annotation, molecular function: CDP-diacylglycerol-glycerol-3-phosphate 3-phosphatidyltransferase activity. Gene Ontology annotation, cellular component: mitochondrion. The transcript is spliced from 11 exons. Lineage: Eukaryota; Metazoa; Chordata; Actinopteri; Perciformes; Serranidae. Bases 33 to 1670 code for a protein of 545 amino acids.
UAAAGUUUAUUCAAAGUCCCUCCGCCGCAGCAAUGGCUGCCCCCAUGUCCUGGAGGAGGCUGGUGCACUCCGUGUACUCACCGGCCAUCGCCGGGGUCCUCACCCGAAUAUCUGACCGGCUCUUCCGUGCACGGGACAGAAGAGGGGGGUCGUCUGUGCUGCUGCUGGCCCCCCUCCUGGCUGAAGCUGACCCAGCCCCCCGAUGCGUCUCCAGGCCCACAGGGUCAGCCGGAGCUCAGGGCACAGACGGCCUCUGCACACACUUCCGAUGGAUGGCGGAGCAUGUACCCGCCUUCCGGGUGCCAGGCACCCACAUCCACAUCCUCACCUCACCUGACCAGUUCUACCAGGCCAUGAAGGCGCGAAUCAAGACUGCGAAGAGGCGAGUGGUGAUGGCCUCGUUGUAUCUGGGAACAGGUCACCUGGAGCAGGAGCUGGUGGACUGUAUGGAGGAGGCUCUACAACGCUCACAGGACAGCAGUCAUGCUCCCGACCUAAAAGUCUCCGUACUGCUGGACUACACUCGCGGCUCACGAGGAGAAGUUAACUCGAGGACCAUGCUGCUGCCGUUGUUGCAGCGCUUUGCCUCUCAGAUGCGGGUGUCUCUGUACCACACUCCAGACCUGAGGGGGCUGCUGCGGCUGCUGGUCCCUCAGCGCUUCAACGAGACCAUCGGAGUCCAGCACAUCAAAGUUUACCUGUUUGAUGACAGCAUCAUCAUCAGUGGGGCCAACCUGAGCGACUCGUACUUUACCAAUAGACAGGACCGCUAUGUGCUGCUGGAGAACUGCAGGGAGGUCGCCGACUUCUUCUCAGACCUGGUGGAGGCCGUGGGAGACGUUUCGCUGCAGCUGCAGCCCGAUGACUCGGUCAGCAUGCUGGAGGGCAUGGUGCACCCGUACAAAGGCAACAGGCAGGACUUCUCGGCAGUGGCCAGGAAGAGGAUCAUGGAGGUGUUGAGCGCUGCCCAUGUGAGACAGCGGCUGCUGAACGAGUCGGAGGACUCUGAGGACGAGGGGAUGAGCGAGGGGGGGGAGGAGGACACCUGGGUGUUCCCUCUGGUCCAGAUGAAACCUCUCGGGAUCCAGGUGGACGAGCAGGUUACACAGCGCCUGCUGACAGACGCCGGGCCGGACUCCACUGUGUUUCUAACAUCGGGUUACUUCAACCUGACCCGGGCAUACAUGCGGCUGGUGCUCGGGGCCGGAGCCAGCUACCGCAUCCUCACCGCCUCCCCCGAGGUCAACGGGUUCUUCGGAGCCAAGGGCGUCGCCGGAGCGAUCCCCGCAGCUUACAUCCACAUCGCCAGACAGUUUUAUAACCAGGUGUGCCAGCUGGGCCAGCAGGAGAGAAUACACCUGCACGAGUACCACAGAUCACAGUGGACCUUCCACGCCAAAGGUCUGUGGUAUUACCUCCAGGGGCAGGAUCGGCCUUGCCUCACUCUAAUUGGCUCCCCUAAUUUCGGUUACCGCUCGGUUCACCGUGACCUGGAGGCCCAAAUCGCUAUAGUAACGGAGAACGAGGAGCUGCAGAGCCAGCUGCAGGAGGAGCAAGAGAUGUUGUACCAGCGCUCCACAGAGGUGUCUGAUUCUACGUUUGAGCAGCCGGACCGCCACGUCAAGCUGUGGGUGAAACUAGUCACACCCCUCAUCAAGAACUUCUUCUGAGAUGCCACCAGCAGGAGGCUUCGGUUUUCUACGGUCCCGAGGUUGAAGGUCUCGGUGGAGGUCCGCCCGCUCGUGCAGACGGGACACUCGUGUACCAGCAGCAUGCUGGGAUUCAUCAGCUUCACCUCCACUAUCAGCGUGUCCCAGGAAGUGACUCACACACACACACACACACACACACACACACAGGAGAGGAUGUGUGUGGUGAAUUCAGCGGGUAAAUCUUCAUUUUAAACACCAGAUCCUGUGGUUUACCUGUUCAACUGUUACUCCGUUAGUUUAUUUAACACCUGACGUCAUCACACUGUGGAUUUCUGUUUCUUUAGUUUUACUAACGACAGGCAUUUCAAACAAAAAAAAAACUACUGCUACUACUGCACACACUUCUCUACAGGUACAUCCUGCAUGUAUAUGGUAGAAAUAGAGACUGUGGUGGAGAACAGACGGGUGUGGUGAAGAAUUAAAAUCCCUUCAGGAGCCUUAAUAACAGAUUUCAAGAGAGAGUUUACAGCAGCGUUCAAAGCUAACUGUACAGUGUCUAUGUGUUAUUAUCUUUGUAAAUUAAAGGACGACGUGGAGAGUUUUUAAAAUGA